UGCUACUAGACAGCCAAUCCCUCACAUCCAUACGGUUUCUAUGCAAACAUAUACGACUUUCCAGAAGCCUUCAGAUUUGUAUUUUAUUUUUUUCUUAUCUAGGUUGUCUCAAUGCAAAUAUUCACAACUGGAAGAAGCUUUAGGAGUGAGAGAGAAAUAAACAAUGCCGAGAGGAAAAAAAUGGAGUUGGUUUUCCUUCAAUGUGAUGUGGAUAAGAAAGGUUAUUUAUCCAGAGAAGAUCUUAAGAUAGCAGUGGUCAUGCUUUUUGGAUACAAGCCAUCAAAGUCAGAGACAAACAUCUUGAUGGAGAAUGGCACUGACUGUCCAGGGGUCCCGCUGGAGCAGUUUGUGUCUCUCAUGGGGAGGAAGAUGUCAGCAGAAGAUCCAUAUGAGAAGACGAGGCAGAUAUUCAGUGCAUUUGAUGUACACUGUCGUGGCUUCUUGAAACUGGAUGACUUCAAAAGCGUCUUCAAUCGGGUUGCCCCUCGUCUGCCGGAGAGGACUGUGCUGGAGGCUUUCCGGUAUGCAGAUCAGGAUUCUGAUGGUCAUAUCAGCUUCAAGGACUUUGAAAAUGUCAUCAGCUAUGGUUUGGCGAACAUCUGCAGCUCCGCAGGAGCCACAAAAUAAGAGUCUGGAAACUGCUUCUUUAAAAAAUACAUACAACUAGAUCUCCCAUAAAACAACAUGUAUUCACAACCCAGUGGCUUUUAACUGAAAGCUUUGAUAGUCAAAGGUUUUCACAUUGACUCUCCAAUAGAUAAUUUUUAGCAAUUUAGAGAACACCGUUUGGCCUUGUCUGUGGAAAGGCAGAGUAACCUCAAAUGCUUGACACUUGGGUUUGAUGAUGAGUUUUGAUGUUGUAUCGAUCCAUUUGGACUGAGGCUGCACCAUGUAAUAGAGAAGCACACAUUUCUAUUGUGCAGUUGCCUUACAAACUACAUUAAAUUUAACCCAGCCUCUCAGGGUCUACUUCACUAGAUGCGGGAACAAUAUUCCCGUCCCUGCCUUCUGAUAUUCUGUACUCUGUGCCUCUUAAAAUGAAUUCUGUGAGUGCUGUCACCCCAUUUUAUGGCAAGUAAGGGGUCGGAUCUUUACAAUUCUCCUUCCUCGUUCAAUUUCCAUCUGCAAAAUAGGCAGGAUGCCUUAAAAUUGAAUAUUAACUAUCACAUUCAGAUUCUGUUUUUGCAGAACUCCCUGCUAGCGACAUAUAUUAAAAAGCCCAAGCGUACUCGUUCAGGGAGGAUUUUAUGCGACUCGUCUUGUUACAUGCGAUUAUGGAACUGUAAAUACUUGUUUGUGUUUCGAGAGAUUUGCUGCACUCCCAUCUGAAUAAAGAUUAAUUUGUUUUUGUAAUCAGUCCUGAGUCUUCAUCUGUAUGACAUGACGCUCACUCUAUCCUCAAUCCAUCAGGGGGCUCAGGAGGCAUCAAGUAAGGAAAUGGCCUUGGAGAAAAAUAAUCAAAUACAGUUUUAAUCAAAUACGUGCUUAAUCCACUCAUAGGUUCAUUUUCGGGAAUGGCCCGCUGUUCAAAUAUAAACAGAGAGGCGCUAGUUUAAUCUUCACCUUCCUCUUUGAAACUCGAUUAAACGAAUCCCCCAGUUUAGUUGCUGUAUUGUGCUGUGGGAGAGAGCGUGCGACACCAUGAGCCAAACCCGUGCGAGGAAAGAAGGUAGAGCUGUCUUGCGACGUGGCUUCAGUCUAAGCCUUGCCAACAGUGCAAAGAGCCGUAGAUUAACACAUUGUGUGACUGUUGUUUAUGCCAGC
Messenger RNA from Onychostoma macrolepis, 1764 nucleotides. RefSeq names its product EF-hand calcium binding domain 11 (gene efcab11). The transcript is spliced from 6 exons. Gene Ontology annotation, cellular component: cytoplasm. Gene Ontology annotation, molecular function: calcium ion binding. The record is from RefSeq and is a predicted model, not a curated record. Bases 112 to 627 code for a protein of 171 amino acids. Lineage: Eukaryota; Metazoa; Chordata; Actinopteri; Cypriniformes; Cyprinidae.